AUUGGCUGGUAGCUGCACCAGCUGAACAAAGUGUAAACCGCCACUGCCGCCCGCCGCUGCUUCUGCUGCCGCUGCUUCCUCAAGAAACGCGUUAAAGUCUGCUGCUGCAAACAGGUUCACUGCAAAACGACCAUGCAGGCUCAGGAGGUCCUGAGACAGCUGCGGAUUCCCGAGCUGGAUGACUUUCGGCAGUACGUCCGAGGCUUUCCCACCAACGCCCUCAUGGGUAUGGGUGCCUUCGCGGCCAUCACCACCUACUGGUUUGCCACCCGUCCAAAAGCCCUCAAACCACCCUGUGAUCUUGGACUGCAGUCAGUGGAGUUACCAGGUGGUGAGCGUGCGAGAAGAUCGGUGUUGUGCGAAGACGGCUCUUACCUGACACACUACUACGACGAUGCACGCACGUUAUACGAGGUGUUUCUACGAGGGCUCAGAGUAUCAAAUAAUGGACCUUGUCUAGGAUCGAGGAAACCAAACCAGCCAUAUGAAUGGCAGACUUAUAAAGAGGUAAUAGAUAGAGGAGAAUGCAUCGGCUCCGCCCUCCUUCACAGAGGACACUCUCACACAGGAGACAAAUUCAUCGGCAUCUUCUCUCAGAACAGACCAGAGUGGACCAUUACAGAGCUCGCCUGUUACACGUACUCCUUGGUGGCUGUCCCGCUGUAUGACACACUCGGCGCUGAAGCCAUUGACUACAUUAUUGAUAGAGCCGACAUCUCAACGGUGAUCUGUGAUGUCCCUGAAAAGGCCCGGAUGAUUCUGGAUUGUGUCAGCGGAAAAGCACGAGUGGUGAAGAUGAUUAUUCUCAUCGAGGCGUUUGACAGCGACCUGGUGACCCGCGCAAAGGAGAACGGCAUCGAGAUCCUGAGUUUAAAGGAGCUGGAGGCCUUGGGUAAAGCUAACCUCAAGCAACCAGUGCCUCCCAAACCAAAUGACCAGGCUCUUAUCUGCUUUACCUCUGGAACAACAGGAUACCCAAAAGGUGCAAUGAUUUCUCAUGAAAACGUAGUCUGCAACACUGGCGCUUUCAUUAAAUUGACCAAGGUAAACUGCAUGCUGAACGCCAAUGACAUUCACGUAUCCUAUCUCCCUCUAGCUCACAUGUUUGAGAGGGUUGUGGAGUAUGUCGUACUCGUCCACGGGGCUCGAAUCGGCUACUUCCAAGGGGACAUUCGACUCUUGAUGGAUGAUCUGAAAACACUCCAGCCAACAGUUUUCCCUGUUGUCCCCCGCCUCCUCAACCGCAUGUUUGACAAGGUUUUUGGUCAAGCCAACACGCCACUGAAAAGAUGGCUGCUUGAUUUUGCCUUCAGAAGGAAAGAGGCGGAGCUUAAAAAUGGAGUGGUCCGAAAAGACAGCAUGUGGGACACACUCAUCUUCAAGAAAGUGCAGGCGAGCCUCGGCGGCCGUGUGAGACUCAUGAUUACAGGAGCAGCCCCGGUAUCCCCGACCAUCCUGACUUUCCUGAGAGCUGCUCUCGGCUGUCAGUUUUAUGAAGGUUACGGUCAGACUGAAUGCACAGCUGGCUGUACCAUGUCGAUGCCUGGGGACUGGUCAGCAGGUCACGUUGGGCCUCCUCUGCCCUGCAAUGCUGUUAAACUGGUGGAUGUGGCAGAAAUGAAUUAUCUGGCAGCCAAUGGAGAGGGAGAGGUGUGCGUCAAAGGACCAAAUGUAUUCCAGGGAUACCUGAAAGAUCCUGACAGAACAGCUGAGGCUAUUGAUAAGGAUGGAUGGCUGCACACUGGUGACAUUGGGAAAUGGCUUCCUAAUGGCACUCUGAAGGUUAUUGACAGAAAGAAACACAUUUUUAAGCUGGCACAGGGAGAGUACAUCGCCCCGGAGAAAAUUGAAACCAUCUAUGUUCGCAGCGACCCCGUGGCCCAGGUGUUUGUUCAUGGUGACAGCUUACAGGCAUGCCUGGUGGGGAUAGUGGUGCCCGAUCCUGACUUCUUACCUAUUUGGGCCAAGAAAAAAGGGUUUGAAGGCUCUUACUCUGAGCUGUGUGACAACAAGGAUGUGAAGAAGGCAAUUCUGGAGGACAUCUUGAAUUUGGGCAAAGAAACGGGACUCAAGUCUUUUGAACAGGUGAGGGACAUUGUGUUACAUCCCGAGAUGUUCUCUAUCCAGAACGGUCUGCUGACUCCAACCCUGAAAGCCAAGAGGACUGAGCUUCGGAGCCACUUCAGAGAACAGAUCGAUGAACUCUAUGCCAAAAUUAAGAUGUAAGCCAAGUUCAAGGAGUAUUAUAGGGAAGCCAUUCAGAGACAGCCAGAACCAAACAGUGUGCUGAGGGAAUCCGUCUCACUUUCUCUGCAAGUGACAAUCUUAACAGUUAUAUGGGGGAAAAGCUUUCAGGAUAAUUGGAUAAUGAAUUUUAAAAGUGCAUUUUAUCCCCACUUUGAUCAAUAAUCACACAGAUCCAUUAUCCCAGCUAACACUGGCUAACUGGCAAAGAGAUCCACAGAACCCGCACCAAGUUUCUUGUGUAGUUUAUCCAAGAAUAAGGGUUAAAAUGGCACAGAGGAAGUUUGACUUCUGCUUUUAUGUAUGACAACUUCACGGUCAGAAAGGUGAAUCCUGAAAACAUUUCUGCUAGUUUUAUUCGUGAAAGCAACAAGCGAAAAUCUUUGAAAAUACUUCUACAACAGUGACAGAUAUUAACUAUUUAUAUGCCAUGACAUUUCAUGCUUUGGUUAUCUAUUUAAGGGGAUAUUUAAUAUCAUCUUUUUGUAAAUAGUGUAUCUGCUGGAAAAUUUGUGUACAGGGUACCAUGCCAGAUACUCUGUAGCUUCCCUGCAUUCCCAUAUUUCUCAGUGCUGCCGGCUGAAGGACUUUGAUGAGGUUUUUGGUUAACAGCCUACUGAAAAUCAUGUUGGUUCACAGAUUUUGGGCUUUUGUUUUUGGUGUUAUUUUUAAAUGUUGCAUGUAACAUAUUCACUGUUGCUUUCUAAAUGCCUGACAUUGCAUUGCCAAAAGCUGAGGAAUGAAGCUGCACAACCAUCGUUUGUAUAUUCUGCAAGUAUUUGGGGUAAAAAUAGUAACAGUGAUUUUUAUCGUUGAUCAAACAGUUUCCAUGUCCUUUGCAAAAUCAGCAGUCUUCAUUUCAGCCAUUUGAAAAAAAAUUUGUUUGUUUUUUGUGAAUGCCGGUUUUCUGACUGAUGAAUGAUCGUGAUGUACAUCCAAUCGUGUCAAAGACCUCUUAACAGCACAAGCUGUACUGUUUAGUUGGUUUUUUUUAAUGACUUGUGAUCUCAAAAAGGGAGAACGGUCCAGUUUUGUGCUAUAAUGGAAAGUGUAUCUGUCAAAUGUACCAAAUAAACACAACAUGGUCGUGCA
Messenger RNA from Maylandia zebra (zebra mbuna), 3336 nucleotides. It is a transcript of the gene acsl1a, whose product is annotated as acyl-CoA synthetase long chain family member 1a. The record is from RefSeq and is a predicted model, not a curated record. Gene Ontology annotation, cellular component: membrane; endoplasmic reticulum. Gene Ontology annotation, biological process: long-chain fatty acid metabolic process. Gene Ontology annotation, molecular function: long-chain fatty acid-CoA ligase activity. NCBI's taxonomy places the organism in Eukaryota, Metazoa, Chordata, Actinopteri, Cichliformes, Cichlidae.